Messenger RNA from Brugia malayi, 558 nucleotides. RefSeq lists its product as uncharacterized. The record is from RefSeq and is a predicted model, not a curated record. The transcript is spliced from 4 exons. NCBI's taxonomy places the organism in Eukaryota, Metazoa, Nematoda, Chromadorea, Rhabditida, Onchocercidae. Gene Ontology annotation, biological process: mitochondrial ribosome assembly. The coding region runs from base 1 to 558 and encodes 185 amino acids. Gene Ontology annotation, cellular component: membrane; cytoplasm.
AUGCAAAAAAUAUGGCUUUCGAAUGAGAAAAGGCUAUUAUUGACAAAUGUCGCGGUGACAUCCUCAUUACUUGGUAUAUCCGAUGGAUUACAACAAUGGAUUAGCGGUGAUUACAAUUCUGAUCAAAACAAAUCAUUUAACGUUGCAAGGACAAGACAAUUUGCAACAAUGGGCCUAGUUAUUGGACCGAUGUGUCAUUUUUGGUACAGAUGGUUAGAAAAGACAGUGAUACAUGGUACAAAAGCAACUAUUGUAAGUAAAAAAAUUGCAUGUGAUAUUGUCGCAUCACCUAUUUUUGGAUCAAUAUUUAUAUCAGGACUUGCACUAUUGGAAGGUAAUUCGAUUGUUGAUGCUAUCGCUGAAUAUCGAAGGAAAUUCAUCCGAAUAUUUGUGUUAGAUAUUUGUGCUUGGCCACCUACGCAACUAAUCAAUUUCUGGUUUCUACCAUUGAAAUUUCGAGUAAUUUAUGUGAAUUGUGUACAAUUAUUUUACAAUUGUUGCUUGUCAUACAUUAAGCAUAAUGAAGCAGGUAGUGUCAAAAAUAUUAGUUCUACUUAA